CUUAGGUUCAGAAUUUAACAUUACGCAGCCAGAAGCUGGGUGUCUUAUCUAGCUCACAGAAUGGCCCACCAAAAAGCACUGGUCAAAACCCAGUCCUUGACAAUUGCCAUAAUAAAACAACAGUGACCAGUUCUAAAAUCAGCCAACGAGACCUUCUCCAGAGAGCAAGAAGGGAGGAAGCCCAGGUCUGGAAUCUCGGAGCACAGCGUCACACGGACAUCAAGCAUUCACCAGUUAAUAGCACCAGCUUCAUAUUCUCCAAUUCAGCCUCAUUCUUUAAUCAAACAUCAACAGAUUCCUCUUCAUUCACCACCUUCUAAAGUUUCCCAUCAUCAGCUGAUAUUACAACAGCAACAACAGCAAAUUCAGCCAAUCACCCUUCAGAGUCCAAGUCAAGAGCCUCCCCCAUCCCAGCACUGUAUCCCACUCCCAAACCAUGGCCUUUCUCCGGCUCCCAGUAAUGCCCAGUCACAGCAUUGCUCCCCAAUUCAGAGCCAUCCCCCACCUUUAACUGUGUCUCCUAAUCAGGCACAGUCUGCACAGCAGUCUGUAGUGGUGUCUCCUCCCCCACCUCAUUCCCCAAGUCAGUCUCCUACUAUAAUUAUCCAUCCACAAGCACUUAUCCAGCCACACCCUCUUGUGUCUUCAGCUCUUCAAACAGGGCCAAAUUUGCAGCAGGCUACUGCUGAUCAGGUACAGUCCACAGCACAGCUGAAUCUUCCAUCCCAUCUUCCACUUCCAGCAUCCCCUGUUGUACACAUUGGCCCUGUCCAGCAGUCUGCCUUGGUGUCCCCUGGUCAGCAGAUAGUGUCCCCAACAUCACACCAGCAAUAUUCAACCCUACAGUCAUCUCCAAUCCCGAUCGCAACCCCUCCACAGAUGUCGGCAUCUCCUCCAGCUCAGAUCCCACCACUGCCCUUGCAGUCUAUGCAGUCUUUACAAGUGCAGCCUGAAAUUCUAUCCCAGGGCCAGGUUUUGGUGCAGAAUGCUUUGGUGUCAGAAGAGGAGCUACCUGCUGCAGAAGCUUUGGUCCAGUUGCCAUUUCAGACUCUUCCUCCUCCACAGACUGUUGCGGUAAAUCUCCAAGUGCAGCCGCCGGCACCUGUUGAUCCACCAGUGGUUUAUCAAGUAGAAGACGUGUGUGAGGAGGAAAUGCCAGAGGAGUCCGAUGAGUGUGCAAGGAUGGACCGGACCCCCCCACCCCCCACCUUGUCUCCAGCAGCGAUCACUGUGGGGAGAGGAGAGGACCUGACAGCUGAACACCCAUUGUUAGAGCAAGUGGAGUUGCCUGCUGUGGCUUCAGUCAGUGCUUCGGUGAUCAAGUCUCCGUCAGACCCCACCCAUGUCUCUGCUCCUGCACCUCCACUCUUAAUGCCUGCAGCCUCGGCCCGGAGCAGCAGCCCCUCUCUGGCCAGCAGCACUCCCAGCCUGGAAAACAAGCCUCCACAGGCUAUUGUCAAACCGCAGAUUCUGACCCAUGUUAUAGAAGGUUUUGUGAUUCAGGAGGGACUGGAGCCGUUUCCUGUGAGUCGUUCAUCAUUGCUGAUAGAACAACCUGUGAAAAAAAGGCCUCUUUUGGAUAAUCAGGUGGUAAACUCUGUGUGUGUUCAGCCAGAGUUAGAGAAUAACACAAAGCAUGCAGAUAACUCAUCUGACACAGAGAUGGAAGACAUGAUUGCUGAAGAGACAUUGGAAGAAAUGGAUAGCGAGUUACUCAAGUGUGAAUUCUGUGGAAAAAUGGGAUAUCCUAAUGAAUUUUACGGUCCAAACGAUUCUGUACAAUGUCUUGUGCCAAAAGGUGCUGGGAUCAUAGCCAGGUACCAGCAUGACUAG
Arvicanthis niloticus (Nile rat) is the source of this 1833-nucleotide messenger RNA. RefSeq names its product polyhomeotic-like protein 3. Gene Ontology annotation, molecular function: zinc ion binding. Gene Ontology annotation, cellular component: nucleus. Lineage: Eukaryota; Metazoa; Chordata; Mammalia; Rodentia; Muridae. The record is from RefSeq and is a predicted model, not a curated record.